AUGCUCGAUCAAUUGUUGAAACCCAUGCGUGAAAUGCAAAUCGAUCUCACCGAAUUCGCCGCCUUCAAGACAAUAUUCUUUUUGAACCCAGACGCUGAUGACGUUAGUGCAGCUUCAAAACCAAGAUUAAGCGAAGGAAGAAGCGCUAUCACGAAUGCACUGUAUCGCUAUAUGUUACGCAAGAGAGACGCUGAAGAGGCUGGUGACAGAUUUGGACGUCUACUGCUACUCGGCACGGUGUUAGCAACAAUGGCCGUGGAGAUGAAGGAAGCCGUACUUGUGGCGGAUUUCUUUGAUCAAAUUAAAUUCACAACAUUCGCCAAACAGCUGUUGUUCGGUAUCAAAAACGAGUAA
Messenger RNA from Ostertagia ostertagi, 354 nucleotides. NCBI's taxonomy places the organism in Eukaryota, Metazoa, Nematoda, Chromadorea, Rhabditida, Trichostrongylidae. The record is from the annotation of a GenBank genome assembly.